Messenger RNA from Lachancea fermentati, 975 nucleotides. The record is from the annotation of a GenBank genome assembly. NCBI's taxonomy places the organism in Eukaryota, Fungi, Ascomycota, Saccharomycetes, Saccharomycetales, Saccharomycetaceae.
AUGGGUAAUUCCUCAAGCAAAUCUACGGUCAAGCCGCAGUAUAAACCAGAUGUUCCUCCUGCCUUUCGCUUCAGCAGAGAAAGACACAUGGUGUUAUCGGCUAAUGGUAAUGAACUCCAGUGCUUUCCCACGGAGCGUUCAUUAGAGGUGUGUAAAAGUGCGCUACUGUCAGGCUCUCGCCUUACUUUAUCCCCAGGCGCACUGGGUGUACCGCUCCUUGGCCUUGAAAGACGCGGUUCGCUGCCGCAAGGAGACGGUUACGAUAUGCCAUAUUGCAGUAUAUACAAAUGCGUGCUUCAAAGCUCGACAGAACCUCCUUCACACAAAAACUCCGAGAUUUUACUACGAGACGACGCCCAAAUCGUGUACAAGGUGCCAUUUUGCGAGGUGACUAAGAGAACGUGGUCCGAAGGGCGGCGAGCGACUUACAAGAUGAAGGUAUCAACUAUAGACGGCAUACAGAUCAUAGAGAUGGCGCAGCACCGUUGGGGAUAUGAUCUAGAUACCAAACUUGGAUCAUGGAACGUCCAAUGGCACGAUAAAGGGUUUGAGACAGUAAAUCUAAUAACCAUACCCGAAGGGAUGCCAAGUUUUCUUGAUGAUGAUGAAACGAGGAUACGAAAGUGCAAGAAGAAAACGAAGGCUCCUGCCUCAGAGAAGUACAUGUGUGCGAAACUGGUAUCAACAGGAAAGACAUAUUCACCAACAGUGUUUGCUACACUUGCACACUUGUGUGUCGGGGAGAUAGAUAUGGAAGUAGACCCACAUUCGUACGGUCUCGUCAAUGUACCAUGGUAUUCUCAAAUUAUUGCGUGUAUGGGAUUAAUCGUGUGCAACAUCCAAUUGGAACGCAGGAAUGAACUCAACGACGGGCGAGCAGUAACACGACGUGAAGCCCUAUUGAGAGACAUCACUAGGGGGUACAGAGAUCAAGCAACUAGCCCGUGGCUCUAUGCUUAUAAUAUGGGAAAUUGA